This is a messenger RNA of Amblyraja radiata (thorny skate), 4865 nucleotides long. RefSeq names its product methylenetetrahydrofolate reductase (NAD(P)H) (gene mthfr). The transcript is spliced from 13 exons. Gene Ontology annotation, biological process: tetrahydrofolate interconversion. NCBI's taxonomy places the organism in Eukaryota, Metazoa, Chordata, Chondrichthyes, Rajiformes, Rajidae. The record is from RefSeq and is a predicted model, not a curated record. Gene Ontology annotation, molecular function: methylenetetrahydrofolate reductase [NAD(P)H] activity; FAD binding. Gene Ontology annotation, cellular component: cytosol. Bases 532 to 2472 code for a protein of 646 amino acids.
CGUCGGCCUGGUCCGCGCGCGCGCGCGCUGGGACGGGGCUGAGGGAGCUCGAGACGCGCGGCGUUGGCUGCGGCCAUUCGGUCAGCGCGUGGGUCCGGGUGACCAGCGGACGGGAGGGUCUGAGGGCAUUAUGGUCUGCUGCGAAACCGGUUAAGCGAAGUAAACCACCUACACCGUGCCCCAGAUCCCCUAACUCUAACGGUAGAGUAAUUGCACCGCUACUGAAAAACAGACGACGACGACGAUACCGACUUGGAUACUUGUGAAACGAACGGUCGAGUGAACUGAACAACAGAGAAGGCUGAAGUGAUUUUGGCAGGAAGCAUAUGGAAAUAAUGAGUUUCAUGGAAUCAAGAACGCAAUUCGUGCAAAAGACUUGGUUUAUUUAGAAAGCGACAGGGCAAUCCUACUGAGAAUGAACGUGGGGUUUGGGGUUUAUGAAAUAGCCAUGAAGACGAAGGGGAGAAAGGCCGUGGAAGGUGUGAAGGACGAAAUAAACACGAAGGUUAGAAAUUCACGAGAUAACUAGUGAUGCCGAUCGAAGGACAUAAAGGCAUGGGGCGUGUGUCCAAAUCUGAUGAGGGUUCCAGAGAUGGUUCGAGGGGAAGUUCAUGCAGUUCAACUCCUCUGGCUGACACCGAUCGACUCAAGGAUAAAAUGCGCCGCCGUAUUGAAUCAAGAGAUAUCUGGUUCUCCCUGGAGUUUUUUCCUCCACAAACGGCCGAUGCUGCUGUUAAUCUGAUCUCCAGGUUUGACCACAUGGCUGUUGGUGGGCCGCUCUUCAUUGGUGUCACCUGGCGCCCUGCUGGGGACCCAGGUGGCGACAAAGCGACAUCUUCUAUGGCCAUUGCCAGUACAGCAGUAAAUUAUUGUGGCCUCGAGACACUGUUGCACUUAACCUGCUGUAACCAAACCAAGGAUCAGAUCACACAGCACCUGAAGAAGGCUCAUAGUCUUGGACUGAAGAACAUAUUUGCACUCCGUGGUGAUCCCCUGGGUGAUGAGUGGAAGACUGAAGAAGAAGGAUUUAAUUAUGCUAGUGACUUGGUCAAACACAUUCGCUGCGAGUUUAAUGACUAUUUCGACAUCUGUGUGGCUGGUUACCCAACUGGGCACCCUGAUUGCGGCAGUUACAAGGAGAAUCUCAGACAUCUGAAAGUAAAGACAGAUGCUGGCUCAGACUUUAUCAUCACCCAACUAUUCUUCAAACCUGAGACCUUCCUAAAGUUUUAUACGGACUGCCGUGCAAUAGGAAUUACUUGCCCCAUUCUGCCAGGGAUAUUUCCCAUUCAGAGUCAUCACUCACUGCUACAACUGGCCAAACUCUCCAAGCUGCAGGUUCCACAGGAAAUCAAAGAUGUCAUUGACCCAAUCAAGGAUAAUGAUGAUGCUGUUAGAAACUAUGGUAUUGACUUGGCCACUGAAAUGUGCAGGGUUCUACUGAAGUCGGGGUUGGUGCCAGGGCUCCACUUCUACACCCUGAACCGAGAGGUGGCUACUGUUGAGAUUUUGAAACGACUCGGACUGUGGACUGAGGACCCUAGGCGAGUGUUGCCAUGGACCAUCAGUGCCAAUCCAAAACGAAAGAUUGAGGAUGUCCGACCGAUAUUUUGGGCUUCGAGGCAGAAGAGUUAUAUCUACAGAACCCAGGACUGGGAUGAAUUUCCAAAUGGAAGAUGGGGGAACUCGUCAUCUCCUGCAUUUGGCGAGUUGAAUGGUUACUAUCUUUUCUAUCUGACGAAUAAAUGUCCCAAGGAGGACCUGCUGAAGAUGUGGGGGGAAGAACUGGUAGACAAAAAUAGCAUCUUCGAUGUCUUCACAGCAUAUAUCACUGGGCAGCCCAACAGCAAUGGGAUAAAGGUGACAUGCAUGCCCUGGAACAAUGAUGCUCUGGCACCAGAAACAUCCUUGAUGAAAGAUGAACUGGAGAAGGUGAACCAAAUGGGAAUUCUCACCAUAAACUCCCAGCCCAACAUUAAUGCUAAACCUUCAACUGACCCCGUGGUGGGCUGGGGGCCUGAGGGAGGCUAUGUAUUUCAGAAGGCAUAUCUUGAGUUUUUUACCUCCUCUGAAAAUAUAUCUACUCUGCUCAAAGUUCUGAAGAAAUAUGAAAUGCGUGUGAACUACCAGAUUGUGAAUGUGAAGGGCGAGAAUAUAAAUAAUGCUUUCAAUCUGCAACCGAUUGCGGUUACAUGGGGUAUCUUCCCAGGCCGUGAGAUAAUUCAGCCCACAGUGGUCGAUCCUAUCAGCUUCAUGUACUGGAAGGAUGAAGCCUUCGCCCUGUGGAUUGAACAAUGGGGAAAAUUGUAUCCAACUGGCUCUCACUCUCAAAAGAUAAUUCAAGAUAUUCAUGAUCAGUAUUACCUGGUCAAUCUUGUGGAUAAUGACUUUCCACUUGAGAACUGUCUCUGGCAGGUUAUUGAUGACCUCUUUAAGUUAAAGGCAUCAGAACAGACGCAUGGUUCAGCUUGAGACAUACCAGUGGAGUUAAGUUGUCUCAAUGUCCAGGAUAACUUGCAAUCUCAAAUAGGCAUUAAAUGUUGAUGUGCCCAUGGACUCAACAUGAGAGGAACACCACAUCUCAGCCUGCCGUGUGCAAAUCAAGAUGUCCCUGAACUGAGCAGAAUGGAUUUCUAAUAGUAUUUGAUGGUGUGUUGUGAUUUGUGUUGCUUUGCACAGAACGAGCAGUAUUUCUACAGGUUUCAGCAGAAGAACAGGAUUGAAUAAGUACUUGGUUCUGGCAAAGCCUGUUAAUAAUGGAAGAUCAUUUAUUUAUUAUGUCUCCAUAUCUCCAUUGUUCAGCAAAUGCCAAAUGACCAUUUUUCAUUUGGAUGUAAUGGUAAGUACUCUGCAAGAGUUAGGAAAUUGCACCUGAAGCUUGACUGCUUUUGCCAAACAUCUAGAAUGGAAUCAUUCAGUAUCCGCUAGUCUAAUCAGAGCAGGCAAUUGUUGUAGCUUGUUUACAUCCCCUUACCACUUUGUACACGUGUAACACUUGUUGUAUUGUAGUAGUUGAGAUCCUAACCAAAAAUCUCAUUCUAAGAGUAAGUAGUGUGGAUUGGAUAAAUUACAUUUCCACAGUGGAGUGGGGUGUCACAGGUAAUAUGGUUCUUUGACCAACAUCGCCUGGGCCCAUGACUGAACCAAUUUUUGUUGUCUCACUACAAGCCCAUAUUGCAAUGUUCAGUGGUGAGAUCAGAGGUUUAUGGGGUAAAGUUGUUUACAAGUCUAACCCACUGAAUUGAUAGCUUACAAUUUAGACCUGCCACCAGCUAUUCUCUUGAAUAAUUCUGAUCUCUUCUUGUUUUCAUGUUUUUCUUAAUAUUUGCUGGAAGACAGAUGCUUUUCUUGGACUGUGCAAUGAACAUGUCUUGAUAUAAUCUAGGUAUUAAAAUAACCCUGAACCCAUGUUUAAGCUUAGUUUAGAAACUGGCUUAAACUGUCUUGUUUUCGAUUCUACAUUGUGGAAAGCCCUAUUGUUGGCUGCUGACCUGCAGUAUAUUUAUAUAACUGGGAAUCAGUGAUGUUACAGGGUCCUAGCAUGAGUGUGGCAGUAAAGAUGUCAAAUGUCCCUCUAUAGAUUCCAUCAAUCCCAUGUGCAGGAUCUAUUGAAAUAAUCUGAGCAGCCUGGAAAUGUGAGGAAUAGAUAGUGCCAUAGUAUUUUUUAAUGUUUGUCUGAGGGUGCAGUUGGAGGUGUGUUCAAAUCACUAGAGAGGGAUAUAAAAUCAUGUGUUUAUUUGGGUACUAUUGUGGGAGUUUGUGACAUGUAAAUCACUGCUGUAUUUCUUUAAAUUCCAACAGUAACCACUCCAAUAAAAUGCAUUGGCUACAAAGCUCUAACAAUAAAAAGGAAAUAAACUUGGAUAUAGAUCUGGCACUAAAUUCAGAUUAUGACAAAGUUGCUCAACAUCAACCUUGCAAAGUCCAACUCGAACGGCUGUCUGGUGUCUAAAUUUGGACAGCUGUUGUAACAAGUUAUAGCUGAUGUAGGCAUACUCCUAAAGCCAUAACUUACUCAAAAUGUGCCAAAAUGCUUCCUCAAUCCCUGAGUAUAUCCUGUCCUGCUGGCAGGACAGACCGAGUAGGAGUAGUAGCAUAGUAGUAUUCGGGUGGGAGAAAAUAGCCCUGCCAGUCCUCAAUAUUGACUAGAUCCUGUGAAGUCUCCUGGCAUCUGGUUGAGCACAAAAAAAGAAACCUUCCCCUGAUUAUUGCCAACAGCUAAUGAAGUGUUUCUCCAUAUUACACAAUGUUUGGAAGUAUCAAAGAUACAGAAUGUACUCUGGACGGAGAGCGAAAGUGUUCACCACCAAGAAUGCUUGGGAGGGCCAGCACUGAUUAAACUAAAGGACAUGGCUGCCAAACUGAGUCUGAAUCAACAUGAGCUAUAAUUCAGCUUAAUUCAGGGAAAUUAAGGAAUUUGCCAACACCAUUUGCAUUUAAAUGUCACUGCCAACAUUCCUUAAACAGCCAAGAGAAAAGUAAAUGUUUAAAUUAUGUCAGCUUGCUGAUGUAACCCACUUAUUAAAUGUAACCAUUGCUAAACGACUAAUUUUGUAAGACAUUUGUAAACGGUGAAAUACGGUGCACCUGACUGCAUAAGCUUGGUGGUAGUUGGACAUAUCCUUAGUUUGAGUUGCCUCUGGCCUCUUGUGGGAUGGGCACUGUGGGAAGUCCCCAACAUUAGGAGAUGCAUAGUUGCCAAGGGUAAGUGAGCUUGUGGAAUUCGUGGGAGAUGCAGUGCACUUCAACCCAUAUUUUGUGUGAAAAAUUCUGUGGAAUAUGAAGAUCUCUGAAAAGAAGCAUUGGUAAUAAUACUCUUUGACAUCACUGCUACUGAUUAUUAAAAUACUAUGUUUUACUUUGAA